AACAUGUGUGCUAAUACCAUUUUAAAAUUAUUAACCCUGUGUGCUCUGGCCCAUUUUAUAAGCGCCCACACUCUGAAGGAACAACCCAUCUCCACCGAGCAAAAGUAUCUGAUUGUGCGAGGCGAGAGGCCGGAGGAAUCUGCUGGCUCCCAGGAGCAUCUGGAGUUCAAUAAUGCAGCCACCUUGCUGCUCACUUCAUUCAAGACCCAAACGAUAUCGGCGAGUAAUGCAAUCGAGGAAUGUAGUCAGCCAGCUCAUAAGGCGACCUUCUCAGGCAUUGACUACGUCAUUUUGCUGGGCAUGUUGGUCGUCUCCCUGGGCAUUGGCAUCUUUUAUGGCUUCUUCGAAACUGGCGGCAGUUCAUCCGAAGAUUUCCUGCUUGGCUCUGGCAUGAGUUUACUUCCAGUUACGCUAAGUUUAACAACGAGUUUCAUCACCGCAAUCGAGUUGCUUGGAAAUCCCUCCGAGAUGUAUUUUCAGGGCACGCAGUUUGUGCUCAUUGUGAUUCCCAUGGUGCUCGUUAUUCCCGUGGCUGUGAAGAUCUUUUAUCCCAUCUACUUUAAAAUGGAGCUGACCAGUUGCUAUGAGUAUCUCGGCAUUCGCUUUGGCAAGGAGAUUCGCAUUCUAGGCGCAGUACUUUAUGUAAUUCAAAUGUGCUUUUAUACCGCCGUUGCUGUACUUGCUCCGGCUAUUGCCUUGUCCAAAGCCACGGGCUUGAAUACCAAAAUUGCUGUCAUCUUAAUAUACGUCGUAUGCGUCUUCUACUCUUCCAUGGGUGGCAUCAAAGCUUGUGUUAUUGCAGAUUCUUUUCAGGCUGCUGUGUUGGCCGUCUCGUUGGUCUUGAUCGUGGGUCUUGGCUCUUUUUAUAGUGGCAAUCCAAUAGAAGUCUUUCAGACUGCAGCUGAAUACGAUCGCUUGGAGUUUUUCAACUUUGAUCCCGAUCCAACCACUCGGCAUACAGUUUGGUCUGUGGUCAUUGGAGGCUUCUUCUACUGGACUUCGCUUUUCUGCACCAAUCAGGCUUCUGUGCAAAAGUGCAUGUCCCUGAAAUCCCUGAAGCUUGCCAAGAUUGCGCUGGGAUUUGCCAUAAUUGGACUGAUUAUCGUCUUUUUGCUUAACUUUUACACCGGGCUGAUGGUCUUCACUCACUAUGCGCAAUGCGAUCCCUUGAUUGUGGGUCGCAUCACAGCCUCUGAUCAACUUUUGCCCUACUAUGUGAUCAAUACAUAUGAAGGAGUUUAUACCAUCGCUGGCAUCUUUGUGGCUGGCAUCUUUGCAGCCAGUUUGGGAACUGUUGCCUCAGCCUUGAACUCAUUGUCAGCGGUGACUUGCGAAGAUUUGCUCAUCAAUGGCAUGAACAUUAAGAUUUCACCGGAGAAAGGCGCCACAUAUGCCAAGUGGAUGUCUUUGGGUUUUGGUGCUGUAUCAUUUGGUCUGGUUUUCAUUGUGGAACACUUGGGUGGCGUACUUCAGGCCACAUUGACACUUAAUGGCCUGAUUGGAGGUGUGACUUUGGGGCUUUUUGUUCUUGGCAUUGCUUGCAAGCAGGCAAACACCAAGGGAGCAUUCUAUGGAGGACUCUUGUCGCUGGCCUUGGUCGUAUUUGUGGGCGUGGUGGCGCAACUUGGCGAUGUAAAGACACCAACGUUGCCAACGUCUGUGGAAAGUUGCAAUUGUCAUAUGAAUGUGACGGGCAUCAUUGGCGAUUUACUAAGCGAAAGUCUACUAGUAAAAACUGAGGGAGGAUUCACCUCUUGGCCGAUUUUCCGAAUCAGUUACAUGUGGUUCAGCAUGAUUGGUUGCCUGUUAACUGUUUUCCUCGGCUGGCUGAUAUCACUUAUCAUCGAUGCACUGCAGCGUCGAAGCGUGCUGAAGAUAACCGGCAAAGGCAUUGAUAAUCCUGCGAUAUCCGAUGACAUUUUCCAGAAGGAAACUUCCGUAACGUUCUCCACAGUAGUGAAGCCGACUGAGACGACAAGUGGAGAGGGUCACAUUAAUCUGGCCAUUCACCUCGACGAUGAAAGCCAACCAAAAUAGGUUUUUCGAAAAGAUGAAGAAGAAAUAUUCCUGUAACUGUAAUUGUAACUGUAACCUCCAUGUACAAAGCAAAGUUGUCGUUUAGUUUAGUCGCCAAAAAAAAAAAAACAUUAUCUACUAAGUUAUAGUCGAAUGAGUGAUUUAUUUUUGUUAUUUUUAAGCACACACUUACAGUAUUUUGCUAAACAACUAUUAAAACGCCUUUUGUUGCGUUGAGAUACACAAUAAAAAUCGUGUUGAAGAGAAAUAAUACAUCGGAGGUUGUGAAUUGCUCAAAGACCUUUAUUUUUGUUGUUGUAUUUU
Drosophila nasuta is the source of this 2340-nucleotide messenger RNA. Its product is annotated as sodium-coupled monocarboxylate transporter 1. Gene Ontology annotation, molecular function: symporter activity. NCBI's taxonomy places the organism in Eukaryota, Metazoa, Arthropoda, Insecta, Diptera, Drosophilidae. The record is from RefSeq and is a predicted model, not a curated record. The transcript has 6 exons. Gene Ontology annotation, cellular component: membrane. Gene Ontology annotation, biological process: transmembrane transport; sodium ion transport. Bases 4 to 2037 code for a protein of 677 amino acids.